Etheostoma spectabile (orangethroat darter) is the source of this 2736-nucleotide messenger RNA. RefSeq names its product bri3 binding protein (gene bri3bp). The transcript has 3 exons. Lineage: Eukaryota; Metazoa; Chordata; Actinopteri; Perciformes; Percidae. The coding region runs from base 125 to 823 and encodes 232 amino acids. The record is from RefSeq and is a predicted model, not a curated record. Gene Ontology annotation, cellular component: mitochondrion.
GCUAGUCUCAUCAUCCCCCACCACCAAGGUGUCACUUUAGGCAGCUAGCUCUCAGCCUUACCUUGCGUUUAAUUGAACCAUUUUGAUACACAUUUCCGCUUGACAUCUCGGGACGUUUGGUGCCAUGAAGGGAAUUAGGGUUUUUGUGGUUUUCUUGGUGCUUUCUGCGUCUCUGCUGUGCACAGCCGAAGCGGCCAGGAGCAGGACCAGCAACCAGAACAGCUUCCGACGGGCAGCUAACGGCAUCUACCAGACUCUGAGCAGUGUUUUCGGAGAGGACAACAUUAGAGGGUUAUACAAGUUCUUCUCCAAAACGACGGAGCGGUUUGUCCAUGGAGUGGACUCUUUUCUCGACACGAUCUGGAAGAUCUGGUCAGAUUUGUUGGAUGUCAUGGGCAUCGACUCCUCAAACCUCAGCCACUACUUCAGCCCCACAUCUCUCACCAACUCUCCGGCGCGCGCCCUGCUCUUGGUUGCCGCCGUACUUGUGGCCUACUGGUUCCUUUCCAUGUUCUUGGGGGGUUUCUUUUACCUGCUGCACGCUGUGUUCGGCCGCUUCUUCUGGCUAGCACGCGUCGCGCUCUUUGCCCUGUCCUGUCUCUAUAUCCUGCAGAAGUUUGAGGGCGACCCUGAGCGUGCGGUGCUGCCACUUUGCUUCAUUAUGGCGGUGUACUUCAUGACGGGGCCUGUGGGAGCGUACUGGCGUCGAGGUGGGGCGGGUUCACUGGAAGAGAAAAUCGACCACCUGGACACUCAGAUCCGGCUGCUUAACAUCAGGCUGAGCCGCGUCAUAGACGGCCUGGAACGCACCGGGGACCAGUAGGGAGCAGCAAGGAUAAGGGGGAGGGAGGGGGAUGUUGUACAACCCGCUGCAGUUGAUGUCAGAAUGUGGUUUCCUGUACACAUCUGCAGUAACACAACUACUGUAUUUACAACUCUAUGGAUCAGAUGGGAGACAAAUCUAGAUUUGAAAACCGUAUUUAAACUGCUUGAGUUGAUUUUAGUUACAGAAUACCUGCAAAUCCUCAGAGGUGUGGACAGUUGACUUGGAUCUUACGCAAAUCAACCUUCCUAACAACAAUUUUCCUUUAUGCUUGCCUCAAGGCUUUAAUUGAAAGGUUUUUGCUACAUCUGUGAGGAAGAAAUCAGAGAUGUCCAUGGUUUUCUAAAUGCUGGCCCAAUUCUACACCUCAGCUAUUUUUAAAAAAAACUCCCGUGUUGGGGUUUGAAUUUUUGGCGUUUGGAUAAGCAUUGUCAAUGCUUUUGCUAAAUGAAUAAUCCUAUUUUAUGUAUGUUUGUUUAUUUCUAUCCUUGUGAAUAACCUGGGGGUUACCAUAUGUGCACAGGUUUGUCCACAAACAUGUAUUCCCCUUUUCGAAACUAUUGAAGUAGGAAAGGGGUUGGGCAAUGCAAACAUGUUAUUUCUAAUUUGUAAAAAUCCUCAAGAUGGUUGAUCACAGUAAGAUUUAUUUAUUCCAUUUUCCAUCCAAACUGUUGAAAUCAUAGAGCUAGUUUGUUUCAGUAAGGUACCGUCCAAUAGUGGCAAUAGUUUGACAUCAGGACCUCUUUUUCAUUAUGUGUGUGGGUGCAUGAGGAAAUUCAUCUGGGUGACCCACUCAAAUCUGUGUGCGUGUGCGUUUCAAGCUUAUGAAAUGGGUAUCAAAAAGUCAUCGUAAAACUAGCAGAAAGUGCAGACAGGCAGCAAUAUCUCAGGGACUCAACUAACAACAGAUAUAGAAUUGGAAACGAGAUAUCAAGUAUAUUAAAAUCAUGUCUUAGUCUCUGAGUCACUUCCGUUUUUCAGAUAUAGUUUGAAAUCUGUCUCAGUAACUAACAAUACUUAUUGAUAAAUGGGUUUGUGUUCUUGCAUCAUGUUGAAGUUGCAAACUUUGAUUAUUAUCUGAAGUCAAGACCAAAUGCAUCUUUUUGAUGUUAGAGUGGAAUUAUUGUAAGGACUUCAACUGCAGCUAGUGGUUUAAAAUGGCUUUCAACUGGUGGGAAAGCAUUAACUUUAGACUGUGUGAAUGCAAAAAGCAAAUUCUCCACAGAAGUGGUUUAGGCGUUAAAAUUAUAAAUCACACUGGCUUGAAGUAUGUCUUACGUCAUUUAGGAUGAGGAUUUUUAGUGUAAACAGGAUCAAUUUCUAAACAUGAUUACACAUUAAAUUAGGUCGAGUGCCUUUGAUCCUGUAACAAAAAUACAAGCUUGUAACUGUACAACCCCAUUUGACCCUGCAUUUGCAAAUGUACAUUUGAAGCUGUAUAUUUUAAUUGUUUCAUGUUAUGUGAUAAUGUGAUAUCUUUUCCUAGUAACUUAAUGAGAGAUUUACAACCAGCGUGUUACAUACAGUAUAACAUAAUAUUAAAACUGCUUGAGACAUAGUCUUGGUGUGCAUCACUGUAGCCAACUCUAGUUUCAGAGGGCUUUUUAUCUCUUAUUUGUGCCAAUUAUAUUUAUCUCAGCAUGUGUUGUCAUAAAAAAAAAGACUGGGACUUUCCCCUGCCAUGCUUCUCUAUGUGUAACACACAUAUUUCCAUUGGCAAGUUUUUUUUGUAAUUUCAAUUUAUAGAAUCUGGACUCUGUUAACAUUUUGUAUACAAACGACCCUAAUGCUGUGCAAAUUUAGGUGGGAAAUGUUGUGUUUCCCAUGAGAAAGAUUAACAUGAUCAGAGGGCUUUUACAGUUCAUGACACUACUGAGGCCAAAGAACCAACCAGUAUUUAUCCCCCUUGAUAC